Molecule: messenger RNA, 1038 nt
Organism: Centruroides sculpturatus (bark scorpion)
Lineage: Eukaryota; Metazoa; Arthropoda; Arachnida; Scorpiones; Buthidae
Product: patched domain-containing protein 3-like
Exons: 3
Coding region: 1-1038 (345 amino acids)
Biological process (GO): molting cycle, collagen and cuticulin-based cuticle; endocytosis
Cellular component (GO): cytoplasmic vesicle membrane; plasma membrane
Source: RefSeq, a predicted model, not a curated record
AUGAAGAAUACCAGAAGCAACUUUUCUCAUUGUUUUUCUCGAAUUGGAUAUCAUAUCGGUUGUUAUCCUCAGUUCUACAUUUAUGCUUUCGUGUUGACAACAAUUGUCCUGGCAACUGGAUUCUUCAAAUUACAUAUUGUGAAGAAAGGCGAAUAUCUGUAUACUCCGAUUAAUGGAAGAGGAAAGGUGGAAAGGAAUUCUGUAGAAUCAAUUUUUACUUUGAAUACGUCUGCUAAUCUUGAUUUCACCAGAAUGGUUAGAUUUGAGAAUGCGGUAUUCGUUAUAGCAUUAUCUAAAAACAACGAUUCCCUUUUGAAUGAUAAUGCUGUAUUAGAUUUGGUGAAACUGGAUAAAAUUAUUCGAAAUGUUAGCGUAUUUUGGAAUAAUAGUUUCUUACGCUAUGAAGAUCUCUGUGUUCGGAACAAACAAAAUCGAUGUCCGAGCAAUUACCUUUCCUUUUUAAUGAGAAGAAUGAAAGAUUUUAAACAGGGAAGAAAUUUUAUGAGAUACCCUUACGACAGAAAACAAUUCCAAGUAGAAUUAACUGCUGUAAAUUUCGGAGGAGUAUCAACAAAUGAAGACGGCUACGUCCAAGAUUUCAAAGCAUUCCGUCUGAUUUACUUGUUGGAUAAUAACUCAAGAGAAGGAAAGUUGGCUUUAAAAUGGGAAAGAGCAGUUUUGGAGACGUUAACCAAUGUAAAGCUUCAACAUAUUGAAUUUUUUACGUACGCUGGACAAACUAACGACGUAGAAGCGAACAGAAACACCGAGUUAAGUUUCCCACUUUUACUUAUUUCUGGAGUCAUUAUGACAUCAUUCUCUUUCGCGUCUUGUUUAACGUUCGAUGCUGUAAGAAGUAAACCGUUGAUUGGAAUUGCUGCCUAUUUCAGUCCCUUGCUGGGAACAGUAGCUGCCUUCGGUUUACUGUUACAUUGUAAUGUAGAAUACGUUGAUGCGAACGUUGCUGUUGCUUUCCUGACCAUAGUAUUUUUCAAACGUCGCUACGCAAUUGAUUGCAUUUGGACUGAUGAGGAUUAG